Molecule: messenger RNA, 934 nt
Organism: Zophobas morio
Lineage: Eukaryota; Metazoa; Arthropoda; Insecta; Coleoptera; Tenebrionidae
Product: V-type proton ATPase subunit C-like
Exons: 5
Coding region: 173-934 (253 amino acids)
Biological process (GO): proton transmembrane transport
Cellular component (GO): vacuolar proton-transporting V-type ATPase, V1 domain
Molecular function (GO): proton-transporting ATPase activity, rotational mechanism
Source: RefSeq, a predicted model, not a curated record
AUUAGUUAAAUUUUUAAAAGAAAUACUUGAUACAGUAAAAUUUGAAAAAGCCAUUAAAGUUCAAGGCAAAACUUUUGAGGAAUUUCUAAAACAUUUUUCUUGGGAUGUGAAAAAAUAUUAUAAUGUAAAUUUAGUUAAAGUUGUGGAAGAAAUAGCAAUACCGGUUUUACGUAUGGAAAGUCGGACAAAAGAGAAGAUAACCACUUACCAAAACUGCAAGACUGAUAAUAAGUUUGAGAAGACUAAAAGCGGCUCUUUAGCCAGCAAACGUUUAAACGACAUUGUGAAAAGGGAGCACGUGGUUUUGGGAUCGGAGUAUUUAACAACUUUAUUCGUUGCUGUUCCGCGUCACCUCGAAAAAGAGUGGAUGGCUAAUUACGAAUCUUUGACGGAACUGGUAGUCCCGCAAUCUAGCCAAAAAAUAGCCACCGACUCUGAAUUUACUCUCUAUUCAGUGACCUUAUUCAAACGCGUAGUCGAAGCUUUUACAGAAAAGGCCAAACUGGAAAAGUUUAUAGUGCGCGACUUUGUCUAUGAUCCCCAAACAUCUGACUCUCAAGUGCAGGAAGUAAAGCAAAAAGAUGCCCAGCGUAAUCACGUUUGGGCCUCCUCUGUGAGGUGGGCCAGAAGAUAUCUCGAGGAGGCCUUCAUUUAUUGGUUUCAGCUCAAAGUGAUAUUCGUCAUCAUCGAGGCCACUUUGAACUACGGCUUGCCGCCUCGUUUUCAAUGCUUUUUGGUGUCCCCAGUCAGUUCUAAACAAUUGAAGAAAACAAGAGCUUCUUUAUUAGCUGUAUUUGACCACUUAAAGUCGCCGAAUUUCGAUUCUCACAGCUCCGGUGGUUUGGAGGAAGGAGUCGACUCGGUCGCUUUCGCUGGCUCCGCGGAGUAUUUGCCCUACACUUCUCUCACUAUAUCUGUAAACUUUCAUCUUUAA